Messenger RNA from Closterium sp. Yama58-4, 2907 nucleotides. The record is from the annotation of a GenBank genome assembly. Lineage: Eukaryota; Viridiplantae; Streptophyta; Zygnematophyceae; Desmidiales; Closteriaceae.
AUGGGCGGUCCCCGCGCUGGGCUUGGCGCGGGGGGAGAGGGGAGUGUGGAUUACCGCAAGGAGCGGUGGGCGGAUAGCGGUACGCGGAGUUUCGACCAGCGCCGCGAGACCAAGUGGGGUUCGCGCUGGGGCAGCGCGGAGGAGAAGGACAAAGAGAAGGACAAAAGCGUUGUUCACAGCGAGAGCUGGGGGGAGAAAAGCGGGCAUGUCGGAGGCGGGUUGCGCGAGCGCGGAACGCCGGAGUCCGCGCAGGGCGGGGGGAGUGCGCGCUGGACACUGCCGGGGGAGAAGGAAUCGGACAAACCUAGGGAAUACGAGAGAAGCCGCCCCGCUAUCGGCGCUCGAGACAGCGACAGGGGGAAAGAAGCUGACAAAGAUGGCGGAGGGGCUGUCGGGGCUGGGGCGGGCGGCGCGGCGGGUCCCGGGGGCGGUAGCUCCGGGGGAGCAGGAAGCGGAAGCUGGACUAGAGACACUACCGCGGGGAGGUCAGAGACGGGGGGAAAGUGGCGCCCGCAGUCGAUCGCGGGACGGGGGCGCGGAGAGGCUCCGCCAACGGGCACCGCUACAUCCUCCGCCGCCCCCUUUUCCAAGUUCCAGCCAGGGUUUGGGUUCGCGGGUCGCGGGCGCGGAACCCCCGACGGCGCAGGUGCAGGCGGAGGCUCUUCCGCGCUUGUUGCUGGCGGAGGGGGCGGAGGCUUUGCGCGGGGACGCGGAUUUGGCGGGGGCGCAGGGGGGAGCUGGGAUGUCCCGGGGCAGGGCUCCAGGGCGCAGCAUAUCGGCGCUCCUCCGCUAGAGUCUGGCGGAGCGGGCGCUCCGCCAUCCGCGGAGACGUUCAGGUACCCGCGCGCGCGGCUGCUGGAGAUCUACCAGGCGCACAAGCGCGCGCCGGAGUUCAGCGCGGCGAUCCCGGGGGAGUGGUCUGAGGCGCCCGCGCUUCUGGGGUCAGAGCCGCUGGUGCCCAUGGCGCUGGUGGAAGCGAGCGCGGAGGAAGAGGUGAGCGGAAGGGGGGCGUGCGGGGGUAGCUGCCGUUUGGGUGCGGCGCUUGCGCUUCUGGGGUCGGAGUCGCUGGUGCCCAUGGCGCUGGUGGAAGCGAGCGCGGAGGAAGAGGUGAGCGGAUGCGGCAGACUGGCUGUAAUGGCGGCGAUUGAGAGCGGGGAGAUCGUGAACAGUGGCUUGGUGCAUACGUCCAGGGACAAGGACGCCUCAACGCGAGACAAGGAGCGGGACAGGGAGGGGCGGGACGCCAAUAAUCAAGCUGCAGCACAAGAGGCCGACAAGCGCACUCCCGCGCACGCCUCAGGCACAGCAGCAACCACCCACCCAACCGACCACCCCACCCAACCCUCACCAGCUUCACCUCCCCCAGGCUCCACCUCCCUCUCUCCCUCCCAAGCCAAACCCGCCGCCCCCUCCAUCCCACCUGAAAAGCUCCUGCUACAGUACCGCGACCCUCAGGGGGAAGUUCAGGGGCCGUUCCCAGGAGAGGACAUCAUGGGGUGUGGUGCAAUGGCGGGUGCUGCAGGGGUCAUUUUGGGGGCUAUUCACGCUGGCAGAGGCGUGGACGAGCCAGGCGCCCUUUACCAAGCCUCCUGGCCAGCUCCGGGCGCCGAGGAGCUUCGGGCCGAGCCGGGGGUGCAUGGGGCGGGAGCGGGUGUGGCUGGUGCAGUGGGCGCUGGAGCGGCAUCAAGGUCGUUUUCCAGUCUUGAUGCGCUGGCUCAGGACGCUCCGUUAGAGCAGCUGCUGCAGCACCCGCCUAUAACGGAUCUGCUUAUGCGCGUACAGCAGGAGGUGGUCCAGCAGAGGGAGCAGCGGGAGGCGCAGCUGAGGGAGGCGCAACUGAGGGAGGCGCAGAUGCGAGAAGCGCAGUUGAGGGAGGUGCAACUGAGGGAGGUUCAGAUGCGGCUGCAGCAGUCUCUGGCUCUGGAUACAGGUGCUUCCGGGGGGGGUUUACCUGGGGGAGGGUUGCCUGGGGGAGUGGGAGUGGCAGGUGCGGGUGGGUUACCUCACGUGUUGGCGAAAGAGGGCGGGUUACCAGAGGUUGUAACGGAGGAAAUGGCGUUACAGAUGCACCUGUCGUCUCUGCUUAUGGCAGGAAGGCCAGUGGACGCGCAGGGAACGCAGCAGAUACAGCAGCAGUUGCAGCAGGCGCGGUUCUUGCAGGGGCCCAUUCCCGGAGCAACAGGAGCAGCAGCAGCAGCAGCAGCAGCAGCAGCAGCAGCAGCAGCAGCAGCAGCAGCAGCAGCAGCAGCAGCAAAAGAGGAAGGGGAAGGGGAGGGACAGGCGCCGACGGGAUUGGCAGAUCAGGGCGAGGGGGCAGGGAAGGGAGAUGAGGUGGCGGCUGCUGGGGAUGCAGAUCCGGAGGAAGGGCAGGGAGAGGCGUUGGAAGCUGGUGCUAAAGGGAAGAAGGAGGAGGCUGUUAACGAGGAUAAGACAGUUGACCCUCUCUUUUGCUAUUGCUUGUUCUCUGUGGACUGCAGUAAGGAGGUACCAGCAGCAGCAGCAGCAGCAGCAGCAGCAGUGGAGACCAAGUCCAAGGGGUCCAAGAAGAAGGGUGCCAAGUCAACCCAGUCAGCAGCAGGCGCAGCGGCGUCGGCUCAAGUGCCCCCUGCAGAGCUCCGGGCAGCUCAGGAAUUCCGGCAAUGGUGCGAGGCCAACAUCCUCAAGCUCACGGGCAGCCCUGACCUCACGCUCAUAGACUUCUGCAUGUCGCUCCCCAAGGCAGCGGACGACCAGGUGCGCCAGUACCUCUUCCAGUACCUCGGCUCUGCUCCCCCCGUUCAUACCCCCUUCCCCACUCCCCUGUCUCCCCUCCCCUCCGUUCUCUCCCUUGCCCCCUCCCACGCAGACCUCACUCUUAUUGACUUCUGCAUGUCGCUUCCCAAGGCAGCGGACGACCAGGUGCGGUAG